AUGGCCAGCACCUCCCUCUUCGCCUCGCCUCUGGGCUCAAGUCACCUCGCGCACCCGUCGACCGCCUCGAGCCACACCCUCCUCGGCCUCUUCCGCCCGUCCUCAUCGUCGUCGUCGUCGUCGCGCAAGGACCCGUCCUCCUCUCGGCCGGCCAAGCGCACCAAGGUCGCCUCUUCCUCGCUCAAGAUCUCGUCGCCCGUCCUCCAGUCGACGACGAACCUGUCGGUGGUGGCGCCGACGUACAUGGCGGCGUUCGAGGCGCCGCGCUCGGUCCGCCGCCGCGGCAGCGAGGCUUUUCCCUCGUCGGCGUCGCUCUCGGACGACGACGGCGACGACCGCGCCGCGUCGCCUCCUCCACCUUACCGCAACUCGGCACUCUCGGUCGACGGCGACGGCGACGACGACUCGGCGUGCUCCGCCGCCGUCGACAUCCUCGAGGAGAAGGCGCUCGUCGACGAAGACCAGGUCGAGCGGCGCAUGGCGAGGUGGGACGCCGAGCGGCGGCUGUGCAGGGCCGAGCAGGCGGUCGAGACGGACGUGCGGGUCGACGAGGAGCUGCGGCGGAUGGGCUUGUAG
Rhodotorula graminis WP1 is the source of this 576-nucleotide messenger RNA. RefSeq lists its product as uncharacterized. The record is from RefSeq and is a predicted model, not a curated record. The transcript has a single exon. NCBI's taxonomy places the organism in Eukaryota, Fungi, Basidiomycota, Microbotryomycetes, Sporidiobolales, Sporidiobolaceae. The coding region runs from base 1 to 576 and encodes 191 amino acids.